GCAUGAGCCCCCCCCUCACACUUGGCGGGAUGCUGAGGAGGAGGAGGAGGAUGAAGAUGGUGAUGAAGAAGAAGAAGGAAUUAUCCCUGGCUCUGCUCGCCCUCUCUACGUUCUGCCGGGGGGCGGCUCCGUGCUUGGCCAGGAAAAUGCGGAGCGUGCGGGCCGGGCUAUCCCAGCCCUCUGGAGGCCAUGAAAGGGCCCCGGGAGCAGCUGCUCUACCUGCCCUGCAUCUACCGCAACACCGGCCUCGGCAUUCCCGACUUCCUGGCCACCGUGGAUGUGGAUCCUGAAUCCCCUCGGUACUGCCAGGUGAUCCACCGGCUGCCCAUGCCGCACGUGGGGGACGAGCUGCACCACUCGGGCUGGAACGCCUGCAGCAGCUGCCACGGCGACCCCUCCAAAUCCAGGGAUUUCCUGAUCCUUCCCAGCCUCGUCUCCUCCCGCAUCUACGUUGUGGACGUGGGAACCGAUCCCAAGGCUCCCAGGCUCCACAAGGUGGUGGAAGCCGAGGAGCUGGCCCGCAAGGCGAACGCCGCGUUCCCGCACACUUCCCACUGCCUGGGCUCCGGGGAGAUCCUCAUCAGCUGCCUGGGGGAUCCUGAUGGCAACGGAAAAGGCACUUUUGUCCUCCUGGAUGGAGAAACCUUUGAAGUGAAAGGAAAUUGGGAGAAAGGAGGAAAAAUCCCAAAUUUGGGCUACGACUUCUGGUACCAGCCCCGGCACAACGUCAUGCUCAGCACCGAGUGGGGCGUCCCCAAAGUCCUGACCCAGGGAUUCGAUCCCAAGGAUGUGGAGAAAGGGCACUACGGGCGCCACAUCAACGUGUGGGACUGGGCCGAGCGGCGCCUGGUGCAGGAGCUGGACCUGGGCGCGGGCUCCGUCCCGCUGGAGAUCCGCUUCCUGCACGAGCCGCGCGCCGCGCAGGGCUUCGUGGGCUGCGCCCUGAGCGGGCAGAUCCAGAGGUUCCACCGGAGCCCCGAAGGAAAAUGGGAAGCAGAGAAGGUGAUUGAGGUGCCCAACAAGAAAGUCCAAGGAUGGCUCCUCCCAGAAAUGCCAGGGCUGAUCACGGAUAUCCUGAUUUCCCUGGACGACAGAUUCCUGUACUUCAGCUGCUGGCUCCACGGGGACGUGCGGCAGUACGACAUCUCCGACCCCAAAAAUCCCAAACUGGUGGGGCAGGUUUUUCUGGGAGGCAGCAUCUCCAAAGGGGGAGCUGUGACCGUGGUGGAGGAUCGGGAAUUGCAGGAUCAGCCGGAGCCGUGCGUGAUCCAGGGGAAGAGGAUCCCGGGGGGGCCGCAGAUGCUGCAGCUGAGCCUGGACGGGCGCCGGCUCUACGUGACCACGUCGCUGUUCAGCGCCUGGGACCGGCAGUUCUACCCCAGCCUGCUCACGGAGGGCUCGGUGCUGCUGCAGCUGGACGUGGACACGGAGCGGGGGGGCUUGGCCGUGAAUCCCAAAUUCCUGCUGGAUUUCGGGAAGGAGCCGGGCGGGCCCUGCCUGGCGCACGAGGUGCGCUACCCGGGGGGGGACUGCACCUCCGACAUCUGGCUGUGAUCCCGGAACGUUCCGGAAUGUUCGGGAAUAAUUGGGAAUGGGGGGAUGUGGGACUGCACCUCCGACAUCUGGCUGUGAUCCCGGGAAAUUGGGAAUUCGGGGACUGCACCUCCAACAUCUGCCUCUGAUCCCAGGAAAUUCAGAAUUUAUCCCAUUUUUUCCUGCUCCUUUCCUCUCUCCAUCCCCUUUUCCCAGGGAAUUUGGGGUGCCUGGGGCUUCAUCUGCUCCCAAAAUUCCCAUUCCAGAGCAGUCUCUCCUAAAAAUCAUCUCUGAUAUUUCUGAUCAAAAAUCAAAAAUCCCAAUAAAAUUCUCCUUCCAGCA
Pyrgilauda ruficollis (rufous-necked snowfinch) is the source of this 1875-nucleotide messenger RNA. It is a transcript of the gene SELENBP1, whose product is annotated as selenium binding protein 1. The transcript has 12 exons. The record is from RefSeq and is a predicted model, not a curated record. Bases 190 to 1554 code for a protein of 454 amino acids. Lineage: Eukaryota; Metazoa; Chordata; Aves; Passeriformes; Passeridae. Gene Ontology annotation, molecular function: protein binding; selenium binding.